GAGUGAACGAGCUGUCAUAUGAAAAACCGUGAGCAAAUGUCAAAUAAGCGGCGAGGUGUCGUGCAAAAAACCAAAAAACCAAAAAACAUUUUCUUCAUUAGCGAUCUGAAUUUUCAUUUGGAAAUAUUAAUAAUAAAUUCUUUGUGCUAGAGUGCAAAAAUUCGAAUAGUUGGUUUUUUGAAAAGGUUUAUUACAAUUCAAUCAUUUGUGCAAUUUCAUCACCACUUCGAACAUUAGCCGAAGAGUCAUCGCCGAACAGUUGUUUACACCGUGUCAAACUUAACCUCAUUCCGCACAAGUCCGCGAACCAAAAAUACCGACAAGAACCGUGAAGCAUCGCCAAAGCGCAUCGAAUUUCAAUCCACCGAGUCCAGAAGAGUGUCAUUUCUAGUUGCAAAAGAUUAAAACACACCUAAAUCGACUGAAAUAGAACGUCACUUCAACCAUGUCACAGUCUUCCAAUGAAACUGGUGAAUUCUCGAGUCCAAUUUGUUCAAUGAUUGGCGAAAAAUUGUAUUUAAGCGAGACGAUGGCCGACUUCCACUUCCUUUUCGAGACAAACGAUGGUGAAUAUGAACGUGUCCCGGCUCACAGAAAUUUCUUGAUCGCCGCAAGCGAUGUCUUUGAGGCAAUGUUCAAUGGAUCGUGGGAAGAGAUGAACGAAGUCGAAAUUGUUGACUCGCCGGUCGCAGCGUUUAAGGAAUUUCUACAGUUCUUCUACCUGGGGCGAGUGAAAAUAACUGCUGCAAACGUUGCAAAGGUCAUGUACCUUGCCAAUAAGUACAAUUUGGCCGACGGUUUGAAUAUGUGCUCGCAAUUUUUGAUGAAUGUAUUGACCGAUGACAACGCUUGCUGGUGCUACGAUUUGGCAAAUCUCUUCCAACAACAAGAAUUGAAGAAAUAUUGCGAGACUGUGUUCACAAUAAAUACGAAAGCAGUGCUCAAGUCAACGAGUUUCCUGGAAUGCGAUCGAGAGGUUUUGGGCCACAUUAUCAAAAUUGAUUCAUUGAAUUGUUCGGAAGUGGACAUUUUUGGCGCUUGUAUGAGCUGGGUUGAAGCAGUCAGCAAACAGGCCAUCCUCACGAAAGAGCUGAUCGGCACUCAUCUUGGUGACGUAUUCCAUUACCUUUGUUUUGGUUCGAUGGUUAAUGCAGAGCUUGCAGCGAUUGUACCGACAUACGGGAAUUUAUUUUCAAUCGACGAAUACAAAGACAUCAUUCAAAUGAUGGCAUCACCAGGAUUCCAACCAACGAUUUUCAAAGCGAAUCGCCGAAAGCCGUUCGAAGGUAUUCAAUGGGAUGAAGAAGCUACUCUUGAAUGUGAUCGAUUGAAAACCGAGUCAAGAAAUGUACGCAGCGUUGGACACCGUAUAAAAACCACUUUCUCAACAAACAAACCCAUUCUUCUAGGAGGAUUUCGUUGCUGUAGCUUAUGGUACAAUGAUUAUGGAUCAGAUGUGGGCCUAUCAGACAUAGAUUCAACAGAAAUGAAGAUCGUCGAGGUUGCACCUAAAACCGAUGCAGCGAAUGGGGUUGUUCUCUAUAACGAAAUAAGGUCGGAUUGUUACCUUGACGAACAGAUAACCUUGCCAAUGCCAAGACUUAUCAGGCCCGGAUUUAUGUAUGAAAUUCAGCUGGAACAAGAGCAGGACGAUUUUUGCACUCGUACGAGUUUGAAAUCCGAAGUCAAAAUGGAACCUGAUAUCAUCGUACAGUUCCAUCCGAAUUCGAUGGAUGAAGACGUUGAUAACGAAACCGGUAUAAUUCAGAAACUUUACUUCAAUCGAAUCGUUUGAGCCAAAAAGGGUGAUGAAUCAUAACAACUGCAAACACAAAUAACACAUUUCUGUAACGGUUCUGUAGUAGAAGUAAACAAACAAAUAAAUGAAAUGUUCAUUUUGAAUUUCCGUUCAGAAACAA
Molecule: messenger RNA, 1919 nt
Organism: Sitodiplosis mosellana (orange wheat blossom midge)
Lineage: Eukaryota; Metazoa; Arthropoda; Insecta; Diptera; Cecidomyiidae
Product: BTB/POZ domain-containing protein 3-like
Exons: 3
Coding region: 446-1795 (449 amino acids)
Molecular function (GO): protein binding
Source: RefSeq, a predicted model, not a curated record